Molecule: messenger RNA, 744 nt
Organism: Drosophila ficusphila
Lineage: Eukaryota; Metazoa; Arthropoda; Insecta; Diptera; Drosophilidae
Gene: Cpr65Az
Product: pupal cuticle protein 20
Exons: 2
Coding region: 1-744 (247 amino acids)
Cellular component (GO): chitin-based extracellular matrix
Molecular function (GO): structural constituent of chitin-based larval cuticle
Source: RefSeq, a predicted model, not a curated record
AUGAGACUGACCACUUUGCUCGCCCUGCUUUGUUUCGCCUUCGGCUGCAUUUGGGCCCAGCCGGCGGGUUAUCCGAAUGCCCGUCCGCCGCCGGCCACUUAUCUGCCGGCCAAGCCACCAGCUCCACCACCUCGUCCUCCUCCGCCGCCGGCCAAUAGCUACGGUCCCCCCAAGAACGGCAAUGGAAAGCCACCACCUGCUCCGCCCAAGCCCAACAACAGUUAUGGGCCACCACCGAAGAAUGGCAAUGGAAAGCCUCCACCCGGAAACGCUUACUUGCCACCAGGCAACGGCAAUGGAGGAGGCGGAGGAGGCGGUGGUGGCGGGGGAGGAGGUUCGGGAGGCGGCGGUGAGGAUAUACCCAUCAUCAAGCUGGAGUCCAAGGUCAACACCGAUGGUUCAUAUAUGUAUGAAUACGAGACGGGAAACGGAAUAAAGGCCGAGGAAAUGGGCUACCUGAAGAACCCAGGUGUAAAAGGAGCGGAGGCACAGACGGCUGAGGGAUCGUUUUCGUACACCAGUCCCGAGGGACAGGAAAUCAUGGUGACCUACAUUGCGGACGAGAACGGAUUCCAGCCACAGGGCGACCACCUGCCCACACCGCCACCCAUUCCCAUCGAGAUUCAGGAGGCGCUGGACAAGAUAGCCGCCGGUGGAGGAUGCCAUGGAUGCGAUGACAAUGAAACCGGGGGCAAUGAUGAUGACGGUGGAGGUGGCAAUGGCUAUGUUUACCGACUAAAGUAA